AUGACGGCAGCAUCGCAGGUGUUCGAUCUGCCUGAGCUCGUUCGGGACAUUCUCGAUCAAGUCUACGAACAAGAAUCCAGUAAUCGGCUUCACAGCAACGAUCGCCUCAAAUUACAGCCUCUUGCUUAUUCAUUAGAGGAUGAUAGAGGACCUCAUGGACCUCAGGUGCCGCCCAAUUUGGCGGGAUUACAGUUGUCUGGGCCUCCUGGUAUGCAGAACUUCCCACCAUUCACUCCAGUGGCUCUCCAACUACCUCAGGAAUCUCAGCUCGCUCCCGGUAUGCCAAAUCUUCUACCACUUCCCGAUUCCAUGGGUCCUCUGAGAGUCGCAGGACCUGGUAUGCACCCUGAUAUGCCAGGUCUCCCGACACCCAACUCAGGAUGGCAAACACCCCCACAAUCAUUCAAAAUCGAUAACCAACUCGAUGGUCAGCUGCUCGACAAGAUCUUGAACUCAUGUCCUCGAGUUCAACACCUUGGACUAUCACACAAGUUUGCAUGUGGGUAUUCAUCGCAGUUCUCUCAGCACCUGUUGCACUUACUACGUAGUCUGAAACAUCUACGUUCGUUGCGGAUGGACUGUAAAUGUUUGACAGAAGACGCGAUUGUCUUUUUGAUUACUCAUCAAGGACUCCAGGUGUUGAAGGGUCUCCGUUGCGGGGCCGACAGGAUCACAACAGCCAUGAGGCGUAUAUCUCCUGCUCAAUCUUUCCCAGCCCUUCGCGUACUUGAUAUGCAUCUCGAUCAAACGUCUAUUCCGUUACUGCUCGAAAAUGUAACGACCCUGCAAGAACUGAGGCUGACCGACGUCUCACCAAACGCCUUUGCAACAAUUGGUAAACUCAAGGGGCUGACUAAAUUGACUCUGACCGUCGAUAAACAAGAGUCUAGAAUACUCACGGAUCACCAUUUCUAUGAACUCCAAUCUCUUUGCAUCCUUCGAAAGCUGUCAGUCACAUCGGUGGAAUUUUCUUAUGUGCAUGGUAUCCAGGACUUCAACCAAACGAUCGCCGCUCUGGCGACAGGGCUCCCACGACUUCAAGAAUUGGGACUUAUACUGUGUAACGUUUUCGAUGGCGACGUCCUCCGCACAAUAGGCACAGAAUGUCCUCUACUCCACGACCUCCGAAUUCAAGAUUGCAGGUUGAACCAAGCAGAUCUAGAAGAAGGCCAUCACCCCCUCUUUCGUCGGCUCAAAACAUUCGACAUGAGAACGUUAUAUCUUUCAGGUCAACACGGUGACCUCAUCUGGGGAGUAAGAUCUGUAGGUGACCCUAUAAAUCAAUCCACCACAAUGUUCCACCACAUCCCCGAAUACUUUCAAAGCUUGAAUGAAACGGAAGACCAUCUCUACGAAUCACGUAUCAUCGAACAUCCACUCGUUACGCAAGUGCUGGCACAAUCUAUCGUGGAGAAUUUUCCAAAUUUGAUCCGGUUUGAUGUUUCGGCUUCGAGCAAUGGAGCGAUCUUGACGAGGAUGUUUGAGGAGAUUAAGGGUAUUGCAGGUCCGAAGCCAUUAGACGUGCCAAGAUGGAACAUAGCUUUUGGUGAUGGUGAUGAUGACUAUAGCAUAAGGAACUAACAAGUAAUGCUUUGAUGUUCUCCAAAAACAUGCAGAAGACCUUAGACGAGAAGCUCAAAACCCAGACGAACAGAUACAAGGAAUCUCACAAGGC
Molecule: messenger RNA, 1675 nt
Organism: Aureobasidium pullulans EXF-150
Lineage: Eukaryota; Fungi; Ascomycota; Dothideomycetes; Dothideales; Saccotheciaceae
Exons: 2
Coding region: 1-1581 (526 amino acids)
Source: RefSeq, a predicted model, not a curated record